Sinocyclocheilus grahami is the source of this 828-nucleotide messenger RNA. Its product is annotated as iron-sulfur protein NUBPL-like. The transcript is spliced from 7 exons. Gene Ontology annotation, biological process: mitochondrial respiratory chain complex I assembly; iron-sulfur cluster assembly. Gene Ontology annotation, cellular component: mitochondrion. The coding region runs from base 229 to 828 and encodes 199 amino acids. NCBI's taxonomy places the organism in Eukaryota, Metazoa, Chordata, Actinopteri, Cypriniformes, Cyprinidae. The record is from RefSeq and is a predicted model, not a curated record. Gene Ontology annotation, molecular function: 4 iron, 4 sulfur cluster binding; ATP binding.
CGUCAUCAAGAGUCGACAGUGCGACGCGAAUUCACGGCAGCUCAUGCCAUCUAUAUUUUUGUUUAAAAAAAAUUACACUGUAUUUGUGAUAUAUUAUAUGAUUUAUUCAAAGACCUAACCAAGCACUAAACCGAUAGAAACGAGUGUCACAUGGAAACCACAGCGGUGUCUCUGUCUUUGUUUUGUUCGUGACAUUGUCUGAAAUCUCGUCUCUGGGAGCUUUAUAAGAUGGUUAAAUUACACGACAGCUACAAAAGGUUUUUGCAAAUAUAUACAUUGUCCUCAAACAUUAUAGGCACACCACUUUUGGCUAGCAGAUUUGUUCCUGCACAUCAAAAUAGACAUGAAAUCCGCUUUAAGACUUCAGGUGCUGGUGAACGAGCUCUACAGGAGAGACAGAGGCAGCACAUGGCCAGAGGUUUGCCAAAACAAAAGCCCAUAGCUGGAGUCAAAGAGGUCAUUGUUGUUGCAUCAGGGAAAGGAGGGGUGGGAAAGUCCACAACAGCAGUGAAUCUUGCUCUUGGACUUAUGGCUAACGAUCAGAGUAAAUCGGUGGGUAUUCUAGAUGCUGAUGUCUAUGGCCCCUCCGUUCCAAAGUUAAUGAACCUAAAAGGAAACCCUGAAUUAACUGACAAGAACUUAAUGAGGCCACUUGUGAAUUUUGGAAUUCCUUGUAUGUCAAUGGGCUUUCUGGUUGAAGAAGUUGCACCUAUUGUGUGGAGGGGUCUGAUGGUGAUGUCAGCUAUUGAGAAACUCAUUAGACAGGCCGAGGCUUACAGAAGAGUUGCAGCUGCAGUAGUACGCCGACUAGCGGAGCAUCCAAGAUAA